UGUUUCUGCUUUGCUCUUUAGUUCGCGUUAUUUUUAGGCCGCCUAACACAAUUUUUUUCUCGACGCUAGCGCGCCAAAUGUUUUUCUGGCUAAAAUAGACAAAAAAUUCCAUCAAAACACGCAGGCUUCCACUUAUAAAACACAACUCACACGCAGCGCUAUCAAAAUUUGUAAGUGAAAAUUCAAUGCCAUGAGGCUACUGUACGUCUUCGCGCUGAUACUGGCGGUGCGCAUAGCAUCGGUAUUCGUGGUCCAGACUUAUUAUGUGCCGGACGAGUAUUGGCAGAGCCUGGAGGUGGCCCACAAGCUCACAUUCGGCUAUGGCUACCUCACGUGGGAGUGGGUGAAGGGUAUACGCAGUUAUGUUUAUCCGCUGAUAAUAGCGGGCAUUUAUAAAUUGCUCGCUCUGCUGCAGUUGGACAGCGCCCAGUUGUUGGUGGUGCUGCCACGCCUACUGCAAGCCACAUUGACCGCCUACUCGGAUUAUCGUUUCUACGUCUGGACUGGCAAAAGAAAGUGGGCGUUGUUCCUAAUACUUGUGCCAUGGUUCUGGUUCUACACGGGCUCACGCACGCUGUCCAACACGCUGGAGGCGUCGCUAACCACCAUCGCCCUCAGCUACUUCCCCUGGAUUGGCGAGGGCUCCGCUUACCUGUGGCCCGCUGCAAUCUGUUGCUUUUUGCGUCCGACUGCGGCUGUGAUCUGGGUGCCCUUGGUGAUUUAUCAUCUGCGCAAGACGAGACAACCUCCGUUGGAGCUGAUUCUGAAACACUUUGUACUGAUUGGCGCCUUUGUAGCCGGCGUUGGUAUUGCUAUUGACACCUAUUGGCAUGGCCAAUUGAUUGUGACGCCUUGGGAGUUCCUCAAGUAUAAUAUUCUACACAACAUUGGCAGCUUCUACGGCUCGCAUCCUUGGUAUUGGUACUUCACAGUGGGUCUGCCCACAGUGCUGGGCAUUAAUACGCUACCCUUUAUCUAUGGCAUCAUGGAGACCGUGCGUAAGGGCGACCGGCACCCAGUGAGCAAGCAGCUCUUGAUCAGCAUUUUGGUUACGCUGGUGGUGCUCAGUACGGUGGAGCACAAGGAGUUCCGGUUUGUGACUUCGCUGUUGCCUCUGUGUUUGUAUGUGUGUGCUGAGUCUCUGUCCCGCUGGAGCUAUCGCGCCUCGAGAACUCAACUUUGGGCAGCCGCUUUGAUUAUUCUGCUGGGCAAUGUGGUGCCCGCUUGGUAUCUGAGCACGGUGCACCAGAAGGGACCCAUUGAGCUGAUGCCCAAGCUGCAGGAGAUUGCUAAGGAUUAUCGUGACGAGCGCGAACAACGCGCUAAUAUACUCUUCCUUAUGCCAUGCCACUCGACACCCUAUUAUAGUCACAUUCAUGAGAAUGUCACCAUGCGCUUCCUCACCUGCAAUCCGAACUUGGAGCAGCGAGAAAACUUCAAGGAUGAGGCUGAUCGUUUCUUUGAGGCGCCCAUGCACUGGCUGCGAUCCCAUAUACCUGUUCAUCCCAUCACUGCACAGCCUUCCCAUGUGGUCCUCUUUGAUUCGCUAGAGAAGAAGAUCACCGACUUCUUGAUUAAUUACAAACUGUUGUACAGUAUCGAGCACGCCGAGGUAAAGAAAUGGGUUGAGUCACCUUUGCUGCAGGAUUUGUCCGCAGCAUUGGGAACGCAACUGCCUAAUGUCGCGUCUCUCUUGCAGCACGUGCAAUCGCGUACGGGUAAGAGCAUACUGGUCUAUCAGCGCCUGAACAAGGGCGAGGAGAAUGCAUUUAAUCGUCAGGAAGACGCGGAACUGCCAGCUGAGCCGCAAUCGAGUGAAAAUCUGUUCAAUUAAUUUAUUUUAAAGUCAAGCAAUAUUUUCUUAAAUUGUCCUUUUUCUAUAUAGCAAAGACUUGAUGCGACAUUUAGCCCUCCGUUACUGAAAACAAAAAGUAAGCAACUAAUUGAAAUUAUUAACAUUACGGCCUUAGUAACAGUUUUUAAAACGUAUUUUUGAAACAGUUUUUGUCAUCAGAUUUUAAUAGUUUUGUCGUAGUUGAUAAUAUUUAAAUCAAUGAUCUUGUAUUAGGCGUGUAUGUCUAAAGUGAGGCAAUAUAUUUAAGUGCAACUAA
Drosophila mojavensis is the source of this 2111-nucleotide messenger RNA. RefSeq names its product GPI mannosyltransferase 3 (gene PIG-B). Gene Ontology annotation, biological process: GPI anchor biosynthetic process. NCBI's taxonomy places the organism in Eukaryota, Metazoa, Arthropoda, Insecta, Diptera, Drosophilidae. The transcript is spliced from 5 exons. Gene Ontology annotation, molecular function: alpha-1,2-mannosyltransferase activity. Bases 191 to 1834 code for a protein of 547 amino acids. Gene Ontology annotation, cellular component: endoplasmic reticulum membrane. The record is from RefSeq and is a predicted model, not a curated record.